AUGCGCUCUGGAGAUAAACUGUCAGAGGCAUUCGGGAAUCCUGGAGACUUGAAGGAUGACUUCCAUCGACGCGCUACCGAGUGCCUGCUCUUGUCUAAAUAUUCAACCGAACCUGGCGCAUAUACCAUUGAGGCACUCCUCUUUAACAUUCACAAUGAGUUUGUGCGAUGUAAAGAUGCCCAUUUAGGCGUCUGGAUUCUGGCGGGUAUUGCUACGCGAUUAGCGAUGCGAAUGGGAUAUCACCGUGAUCCAAGCCACUAUUCACAGUUGUCCGUCUUUCAAGGAGAAAUGCGCCGCCGCUUCUGGGCGAGUAUCUUGCAGAUGGAUGCACUCUUUUCUUGCCAGCUUGGGUUACCGGCCAUGAUUCAAGAAUCACAAUAUGAUACACAGCUUCCGUCCAAUCUUCUGGAUGAAGACUUUGGUCCCGAUACCGCCAAGCUUCCGAAAUCACGGCCCGAGACUGAUGUCACUCCCGUGUUAUACACGAUUACAAAAACGCGAUUUAUGUUGCUGUUUCGUGAGAUUUUCAACCAGGUUGCUCUACAAUGCGUGGCAGAGUAUGAGGAGAUAAUUGCGCUGAGCCAGCGUCUUGAAAACGCCUAUACCCUUAUUUCUCCUCAUUUUCGAAUGACCUCUCUCGAAGACUACAUAACGGUUCCGCCUUAUUCAUUAAUCCAGAGGUAUAACUUGGAGCUUCUGUUCCAAAAGACGCGAUGUAUUCUGCACCGCCAUCAUAUGGCAAAAUCCUACCAAGAGCCGAAAUACAACUUUUCGAGGUAUUCAUGCGUUGAAGCGGCAAUGGCGAUUUUAACGCACCAUGCCAACAUUCACAAAGAAGUGCAAGUCGGAGGUCUUCUUCACAGAGAAAAGUGGUUUAUUUCAUCACUUGAGCAGCAUGAUUUUCUGCUAGCUUCCAUGAUUGUCUGUCUCGAGCUCACCUCGCAGACUCAAGCUAGUCCAGAACGCGACGACGAAAUGACCGGGUUGGUGAGGUUUGACCGUCAAGAAUUGAUUAAAGCACUGGAAACUUGCAAAGUAUCUUGGCAUAGGCUUAAAUCAGACUCCUUCGAAGCGCAAAAAGCAUUCGAUAUGCUCUCGGUCAUGCUGGAUAGAGUUUCGAUGGGCACACAGUCGGAGGGAGAGCGACGUCUUAUGGACAGAGUCGCCAGGCAUGAUAACGGCAACUAUACAGCAUCUCAGCCUAUGGAUGACGGUAAGUCUACUAACUAUACAGUAUUUUUCGUUAUCAUGUGCUAA
Trichoderma aggressivum f. europaeum is the source of this 1257-nucleotide messenger RNA. Its product is annotated as transcriptional regulator family: Fungal Specific TF. The coding region runs from base 1 to 1257 and encodes 418 amino acids. The record is from RefSeq and is a predicted model, not a curated record. Gene Ontology annotation, molecular function: zinc ion binding; DNA binding. The transcript has a single exon. NCBI's taxonomy places the organism in Eukaryota, Fungi, Ascomycota, Sordariomycetes, Hypocreales, Hypocreaceae. Gene Ontology annotation, biological process: DNA-templated transcription.